Molecule: messenger RNA, 2171 nt
Organism: Aspergillus saccharolyticus JOP 1030-1
Lineage: Eukaryota; Fungi; Ascomycota; Eurotiomycetes; Eurotiales; Aspergillaceae
Product: ESCRT-0 subunit protein HSE1
Exons: 9
Coding region: 93-1928 (611 amino acids)
Biological process (GO): protein transport to vacuole involved in ubiquitin-dependent protein catabolic process via the multivesicular body sorting pathway
Cellular component (GO): ESCRT-0 complex
Molecular function (GO): ubiquitin binding; phosphatidylinositol binding
Source: RefSeq, a predicted model, not a curated record
CGAUAUACUCGAACGGCGCAUCACCCGCCACCUGUACUUUCACUAUCUCUACCGGUCAGCUCGCCCCGCUGGUCUGAGGCACAAUAUCGAUCAUGUUCCGCGCGCAGCAAAAUGCGUUUGACGACGCAGUCGCCAAGGCGACUGAUGAGAACCUGACCGCUGAAAAUUGGGAGUAUAUUCUGGAUGUUUGUGAUAAAGUCGCUGCGGAGGAGUCUGGUGCAAAGGAUGCCGUGGCUGCUUUGAUCAAAAGGCUUGCACACAGAAAUGCCAACGUGCAGCUAUAUACUUUGGAGUUGGCAAAUGCUUUGGCGCAGAAUUGUGGUCCGAAGAUCCACCGCGAAUUGGCGUCGAGAAGUUUUACAGAUGCCCUUCUGCGCUUAGCUGGCGAUCGGAACACACAUCAACAGGUGAAAGCCAAGAUUCUCGAGCGCAUGCAGGAAUGGACGGAGAUGUUCGCUAGUAACCCCGAUUUCGGGAUCAUGGAGCAGGCGUACAUGAAGCUGAAGACUCAGAAUCCGAACUUGCAACCUCCAUCGAAACCGGGCAAGAGGGAAAUUACCGACGCAGACCGCCAGAAGGAAGAAGAAGAGCUACAGAUGGCGCUUGCGCUCUCGAUCAGAGAGAAGCCUUCUUCUGCGGCUCCGCCGAGCCAGGCACAAGCCGGCAGCAGCUCGAGUGCCGCUGCUGCACCCGUCAGCGAGUCUCCAGCAGCCGCCCCCUCCCAGCCAGUUCCCUCUGGGACCUCGGCCGCUACCGUCUCUCGGGUGAGAGCAUUGUUUGAUUUCCAGCCGUCGGAGCCUGGAGAAUUGCAAUUCCGCAAGGGCGAUGUCAUUGCGGUUCUGGAAUCUGUCUACAAGGAUUGGUGGAAGGGUUCUUUGCGAGGCCAGACGGGAAUCUUCCCGCUCAACUAUGUCGAAAAGCUGCCCGAUCCUACAGUUGAAGAGCUACAGCGGGAAGCUCAAAUGGAAGGAGAAGUUUUUGGGCAGAUCAAGAAUGUCGAGAAGCUUCUCACGCUGCUUAGCACUCGCAGCUCGGAGCUGAACGUGCAGGACAAUGAGGAAAUCACGACGCUGUACCACUCGACCUUGGCUAUCCGGCCGAAAUUGAUCGAGCUGAUCGGCAAGUACUCACAGAAGAAGGAUGAGUUCACCCAGCUCAACGAAAAGUUCAUCAAAGCCCGCCGAGACUACGAGUCGCUCCUGGAAGCGUCCAUGUCCCACCCGGCGCAACCCCAAUAUGGCCGGCCGGCUCAAGCUCCCUACGGUUAUCCGGCUCCCGUGGGCUAUCCUCAAGCCCCGCCACAGUCUGAGCCUCAGCGAUACUUCAGCCCUCGUCCUUCAGAAGCCCAGCCGACACAGUCUACUGCGACCCCUUACUACGGUGCAGAACAAGCCCACGCGUACCCUCCCGCUACAUCACAAUCCCCCGAUUUGCGUGUAACUCCUCCUGUUGGUGCCCCCUACCAGCAACAGCAGCGCCAGUCUUCGACCGAGUUCUACCAGCCUACUCACCACCGCCCUGAGUCCACUUACGACAACCCACAAGAAUUAGGUACCUCUGUUUACGACUCUCCCAUUGAACAUCGGCCUCAGUAUCCCGGACAAGUCCCACCCGCGGCUUCUGCGCAGCCACAUUUCCCACCUCAACAGCAGCAGCAGCAACAGCAACAAUCGCAGCCAGAGUUCCCACCCGCUUCCUACCCUCCUGAAGACGCCCACCGACCUCCAGCUGGAGCCAACACCGUCCACCACCAGGCGCAACCGCCCUAUCCCACCCACCAACCAGCCCCAAUGCACCAGUCUCCCCCAGUGCCAGGCAACGCAUCCACACCCACACCAUACCCUUCGUUGACUCCUGGGACUGGUUCGUACCAGGCAUACAGCCCCUCGCAAACCGACGUGUCCAACCCUGCUUCCUACUACCGGUAAACUUCUCUGAGCCUCUGAGAAUCGUGGUAAUGGAGAGAUGGAGGUCUGGAGACAGGGCGGGCAUAUCUGUCUUCCUUCUGGUAUGCGCUUGUUGAUCAGGCUGCAGAAGGCAGUGGGGGAAGGCAUUUCCCGUUCCAGUCAUGAGCUUGAGCUUGAAGCAAAGUAUUGAGCUUUUGUUUCCUUCUUCAUACCACUUGUGCUCCAUAGCGUUGUGCUUCUGGUGUUGUAAUAUGAUUUCUUUCC